UUUAUGAUUUUAAAAUUUUUACAGAUCACUUAGUUGUGAAAACCUAGUAAUGCAUGAAAGCUGGAAAGCACUCAACCGACCCCACUUUAAACAAAGCCACUCAAGGUCUUUGAGGCAGAAUUGACCUAGGCGUAGUUUUUCAUCCGUCUCGUUGUAAUGGGAUUAAAAUCAUCAUGUAUGAUGUUAAUAGAUUUUGUUUUCUUUCUAUUGCAGGGCAAGCAAGAAUAAACGCUUUAGAAGAGGAAGAGCAAGCCCUGCACGCACUAAACUUACAGGACGACUCAUAAGACCGUUUUGUAAACUAGCUCUCUUUCUGUACAGAACCCGCGAAUUUUAAUUUUAAAAUAAACGUCUAUUGGCCUCCAUUCCUCGUUCUCUCUGUGGUGUAAAGUGUUCAAUUAACAUUGUGUGUGUUGUGGCUUUAGGUCUUCCCGUCUUCCAGUGACUGCUGAUUACACGUGUUACAUCUGCAUUUCUUGCGUUCACUAAGUUACAGACCAACAUUGGCCAGACUGUAAUUUAUAGACGAACAAAUUAGAUAUAAGAUAACAAGUCACGAACUCCGGCGCGAAGUUCAUCCAUACAUUUAUCUAAUUAGAGUUUUGGCAUCAUAGCUCAUAUAACUUCAGCGUCGCUUGAGGGUCGUUCAUAAAUUGUAGUCACACCUCAAUAUUUUCUAUUAUCAAUCGCUCUUGCAGCUUUCCUCACGCACGCUACCAUAGCACCUACAUCAAUAUACACCGCCAACUUAUUUUCGAUAUUUCACUUUAUCAAAAUGGCAGUCCCAGAACAAUAUAGUUCCAGACAGUUCGAGCGAAAGAAAAUAAAUUUCAAAGGUAUCAAACAGGUCUUAAACGCGGAAUCUCAAGUUAGCUAUUCACCAGAUGCUGUUCUUUACAAUCAUCUAAAUGCACCACCAUGCAUUUGUCCACCUAUGAAAGUUUCUGAUUUAAGUGGGAUACCAACCGCUUAUACAGAUCCAUUGACAAAACUAAAUUAUGCAACUUGUUCCGAGUUUAAAAGAAUACGUUAUUUGCCUCAGCAUAUCGUUAAUGGGUACCUGGCUUUGAGAGGAGUAUCUAAUAUUUAAUAACAACAAUGCACUAUUAAUUUUUAAUUUGGACAGUAUCUGGUUUUUGUCUGUGUAUGAUAUUGUUCAUUCAAUUGCAAUAGACGCUCCAACCUCUUCCAAUACUUUCUUUAUUUGCUCAGCUUCGUCCUUGCUCACGUCAGUCUUUAUAUUGGCAGGUGCACUCUAAAAGAAAUAAUUAAGGUUAUUAAUUUUUUUAAGCUAGCAGUGUGUAAAUAUAACACGCUAUUGAGUGUAUUUAGAAAAGCGGACUAGCUGCAUUAAUAUUAAAAACUAGGUGGGUGGGUACUUUUAAAUCUAGAGUGGUUGUCUAGUGCAUCCAACUGUUACUAGUUUUUUUAUCAAUAGCAAUACUUGACACAAUGUAAAUGUGCGCUUUUCUACAGAAUAAAGUAACUAAAUAAAAGUGCCUAGUCGAAUGACAAGGUAGUUGAGGCAUGUGCUACGCAUGCCUAGUUACAUCAUCCCUGCGCGAUUCACUAGCUAUCACCCAUGUAUCGGGGACUGUAGAUGAUAUGAUUAAAAGUUGGCUACACAUACAUUCACUAUAACUACAUGCAAGCCCUAAACAACAUUCCAAGCUGCUCUUCCCCGAUUUCUCUUGUCCUUUUUGCUUUUUAUACAGCUUUUUGCUACUGUCCUUAAUUUUAUGUACACUUUACACUCACUUCUUACCGUUGUACUGACGUAAAGAAGCAGGCAGACGGACUGAUAAACACCAUAAGGUGUCGAAAAUUAAACAACUGCUGUGCUGCUAACUUGGACUUACUUCUACGAACUUUUUAGCUUGUACAAGAUUCAUCUCUGGAAUAACUUGUUUGAUCUCUUUAAUAAGUUGGAUUUUUUUGCUGCAUCAAAUUUCACUAGCUUGACUGAAAAUGCAGUUUUCGUAGGCGCUUGUUGUUCUUCAGGCUCUUCGGGAGGUUGGUUUGUUGGCGCUUGAACCAUCAUAGGCAUCAUGGGCCCGGUAUUCUACAUAGGCACAAAAGAAAAAGGGAUGAAUGGUGUUGCCAAGACGACAUUGAAAACUGCAAUUAAACCACCUAAGUCAGGGCACAGCACUAAAAGGGAUGGAAUAGUUUGAGCAUAAUUACUUACAGUAUGAGUGCUUCAUUAAGAAGAAAUCGGAUAUGAUCGAAGUGACUUUGAUCGGAAAAAGUAAAUAAAGUAAUACGAGCACAGCUCACUAGCAGUACACAAAAGUGUUAAACAGUGAAACACUACAUGGAGUAUACUAAUGUCACAACGCGAAUCCUUUGAUGGAGGUUAGGGUACACAACAGAAUUGGGAGUUUGUGGUAACCUAUAAUGUCCAAUUCUCAGCUAGAUUGCUUAGAUCAGUAGAAAACCCUUGAGUGAGGAAUGGCUGAACAAGAAAAACUGCUGAAGUUUGAAGACUGAAAAGUCUAAGCCAAGAAACCAGAAAUCUGAAUGUGAUUAUGCUCAGGGACCUGUGAAAACCCUUCAGAUAUUUGGGAACUUACAGGUAACGACUGCAUUAAUGAUGGCAUUUAGCCUACUGUUUAUGGUUUGAAUAAGUCUUUUACGCGUCAAACAUCUGAUGUUUUGUCCUGUUUCUCCAAUUUUGAGGGAAAGUAGCAAGUUUCAUUGAAACUCAUGUUCUAAGAUUUCAAUUAACCCUUCGCAAUGUUCAGGACCUAGCGAAACCCUAAACCUUUUAAAAUGUGUUUAUAUUCUCUCUCACCCAUUUACGAGCACCUUUAAGGAAUCGUCUUUUACUAAUUUUGUACUUACGAUGGGGAUAAUGAAAAUAAUCCCAAUACCCGAGAACGUAUCUGAUGAUAGAGAUCCAAAGUUUAAAACCGUGAUAAUAAAUUUACCUUUCCUCAGGACGAUGGAGAAACUACUACUCACACUUUGGCUUGAACUGGAUGAGCCUACCGACUCAUAUAAGUUUGUUUAUACAUGUGAAAGAAGUACCCUAGAUACUGCUGUUGGUUUUGCAUUACACCAUAGUGUUUAGCCUCGUAAAGGGUGGGAAUUAUAUUCGAUGUGCAUUUCGAGACUACUGUCACUUUCAAUUCUGUUUCAAUACCACUAGCACCAAGCAAGGUCGCCAACGUUAAAACUGAGAACUGGAUAACCAACUGGCUGCGUUCUUACUUCUCUGGAAGAGAACAGUAUACUGUAUUUGGAGGGAAAUAUUUUACUUCAUUACUAGCUUAAGCGGGUGUACCAUAAGGUACUGUUCUUUCCCCUCCUACUUUUUCCUCUACUCUGCGUGAUCUGCCACCCUCUGCAAAGGGCACUUCUGUUAGGUAUGUGAACGGUUUUUAUGCAUGUACACCGGUCUUUCCGUAGUAAACAUUGUACGAUGGUCUAUUAUUAAUGCUCUCAAACUUAAUACUUCGGAAUGUCAAGUAGUUAUUGUAACCUGAGUCAUGAAAAGCAUUCAAACACCCUUUUGGAAUCGUAUGAAGUUUGUACUAUCGAAGAUUCUACGAUAAACUAUGCCAAAUAUCACUUGCCUUGGUGCAAGUUUGUUAAGAGCUAAUACAUUAACGUUAAUUACUGGAGAUAGACAGCAUGAAAAAUAGCGAACUUAAUGUACGACUUUGAAUUAUGAGAUGAGGUGUCAAAAUAAUAAAACCCUGUCAGAAAUGAGGUAUUUUUCGCUAAUAAAUGUUGUUAAACCAAAGGGAAAAACUAAUAGGAGACAAAAUAUAACCACGUGAAAAAAGGUACAACCUUCAGAAGCAGCGCCAAAGAUUCUAUCUUAUAAUUUAUGCCGUCAGUUAACUUGAUAGCAGUGCAAAAUACUAAAGAGAUGUUUAACCCGCAAUAUAAAAGCUACAGCUGUCUGAUUUUUUUGUAAAAAGAAACUAGUAGUGACAGUAUAUUCCGAGGUGUGUGAUAUAAAGCUUAUAAGGAAAAAAAUUUUCAUAUAUACCACUACUUUAAGAGAGUCCAACAUCACAAAAAGAGGGAGAGUGGUGUUAAUGAUCGGCAAACGUGAUGGUGGGACGAUAGCCUUAACCCACCAAUGUGAGUAGGACAGAUUAUUUUAUUUAAUUAUAGUCACGUACGAUGUCGUGGAUCAGUGGUAUUGAUGUCAAUUUUUUACGUCAAAUAGCUUUUCGGUUCGUGUUUGCGACCCUGAAUUGGUUUCACUUCCUAACGAGAAAACCUAUUGCAAGCAAGUCUAAACAAUUAAUCUGAAUAUGGAUCCAAACAUGGCUCUAAAGAAUUUCUGACAAUAAAAACGAGCUAUAAUAAUUUUGACGAAAAAAAGCCAGUUGGCAUUUCAACAUCGUACUUUCCUUGCUAAAUUUUACAAAUACACUGAUUGCAUCCAGAGAAUCCUUAACAUAAUGUGGUGAUUUACCAUUCGGAUUGCUGAAUAACUUAUCAACCAAACGUCAUAGUUAGUAUGAUAUCCUAUAUACCCUGCAACCUUUGCACAUACUUUAACACUACCUUUAGAAAACGGGACAGCUUCCUCACAAACCUCAAACUUUAAACAUACAGCUCAACUCCAUAUCGAAGCUCAUAUAUUAAGCCGCCCGUUCAAUUCGAGACUAUCUUUUAAUUGUUCCCACCUAGGUAGUAUCUGGCAUAAAUAAUUAUUUUCUCCAAUGUGGUGAUCAAAACUCAAAUUUUCAAAAUUCAAUAGAUGAUACAGACCGAAAACUCAGGAAAACUUCUUCCUCAUCAAGUAUGUAAUAAUACGGAACAGUCUUCCCUCUGAAAUACGAAUAGCAGAUGGAUUACAUACAUUUUUGAAACUGCGGCUGGUUAUGUUUAGGAGACACGUCUCUUAAAAUAAAACUAACACUUAACAACCACACACUGCCCAGACUAGCAUCAGUAACUGAUCUAGGGGUACAUUACUCACACAGUCUUAAUUUUUUUGAACACAUCUCAGCCAAAGCAUCUAAAAUGCGAAAAUCGAUUGGCUUCAUUAUCCGUAAUUUCCAUCAAAACGAAUCUAAAAUCCUUCUUUAUAAAGGUUGUGUGAGACGUAUCGUUGAGUACUGCUCGUUCUUAUUUUCAAACAUAUGCCUGAUAUACUAAAGGUGGAAGGAAUACAACGAGACUUCACCCUCAAAAUACUUAAGAAUGAGUCGGUCGUUGACUACAGUUUCCGAUGCCAUAUAUUAGGAAUAGCAACCCUUUGGGAGAGAAGCCUUAGGUGUAAUUUGGUUCUCUACUUCAAGCUGCACAAAAACCUUACUUAUACAACAUGAAACAUGGUUUUGCCCGAUAUUCACAUGAGUGCGAACUUCGGAACAAAUUAUCUACCGUCAAAGAUGAGAAAUACAGAUAAAAAACUCGGGAAAACUUCUUCCUCAUCAAGUAUGCAAUAACAUGGAACAGUCUUCCCUCUGAAAUACAAAUGGCAGAUGGAUUACAUACAUUUGUAAAACUGCUAGAUCAAGCCCUCACUUGCACAGAACUAACACAAACGAACACAUCUGCGUCCAACUCAGACAUUAUAGGCUCUCUACAUUUAUAGACCGAAUUGCCUUAUUUUUCCCACUUUGCACUUGUAUUAGUUGCUUUUUCCACUCUAUUUCUUCGCUUGAAGUAGACAGGUAACUCACUGGACCUAUCGAUACUGUUCAACUAAACUCAGUCGCUAAGAGAAACUCACUACCAUCCUAAAAGUCAAGAAGACCACACAAUCGACUGCCUACUACCAAUGGUCUUGCAUCUAUGGAGCCUGUUACCCAUCAACUGGUUAGGACAACACAAAAUAACAUCAGCACCAAGUUAGUGUGAGUUUCUUCCUGUUUAUUAUUUAUUAGCUUUUUACUCUUUUGUACACUACGUUGACUAGCAAUUAAUAUUAUUUAGCCACUCGUUACCUUAUCUACAACUCAUAUACUCCUAUACUUUUCCGCCUGCUUUAAUAAACAACCAUCCUACAUUGUACCUUUCUUAAUGCUUAUACUCUGAUUGGCGAACUAUAUUUUGUGCCGUAGUCAAUUAAAGCAUUGCAUCGAUGCCUUACUCACAGUCCAUAACUUGUAACUGCCUGAUAAGCUUAUAAAAUGGUACUUAUAGAAAUAGUGUUUUCCAACAGGAUGCGAAACACAGAGGAUUGUGUGAGGUAUGACAUAUAUUCAAAAAUAAGCUUAAAUGAGCCUAACAUCACACAAAGAGGGAGGGUAGAGUUACUGACCAGCAAGCAUUGAUGGUGAGGGCGAUGACUUCAAUCCACCCAUGUUUGUGAGGCAGAACAUUUUGUUUGUAUCAGGCUCUUUAUGUUUGAGAACAAGUCAAUCAAUCUGUGAUAUAGAUUGUCUUCCUACGCUCACCACUCAGACUCAUGUUUUCAAUUUUAUGCUGUAUUAACUAUUCUACUAAGACAACCUAGGUUCACAGGAACGAAGCUGCAAUUGAACUACGAUGGUCUGAGUUGGUUCAUAAGCUCUAACCAACAGCUGUGGCCGAUCUUAGGUCACAUAAUAGGUGCAUUAGUUAGUAUUGUAUUCAUAGUUGUCAUCUAUGGUGGUGAAGUAAAACCAUCUGAUUUCAUCUACAUGUCCGCAGCACUUAUAACUGAGUUAAAUGAGUUGCUGACAGUAGGCAUUUAUGUAAAUAUGUGUCAGGUACAUUUUACAGUUAAAUUAGUUGCUGUUAUUUGUGACACUCCAGCUCGCAGUUACGUCAGGAAUGUUGUUGGACACAACGGUACCGCUGGCUGUGACAAAUGUCAUGCUUUAGGGACAUGAAUGGGUUGUCGAGUGACUUUACCCAAUGGUGAACACCAGUUGAGAAGUGAUGUAAGUUUUCGUUGUGGGUCACAAUCUACCCAUCAUCGUGGUUGUAGUGCAUUCGAAAGUCUACCACUAGAUGUGAUAACAUACUUUCCAUCGGAACCGAUGCAUAUGAUGUAUGUAGGUUUUACUAAAAACUGAUUUCCUUAUGGAAGGAUCUAGCCGUUAAUCGACUUAAUGGAAUGGACCAAUCUAUUUUCUCGUUCAUCAGUUUAGCAUUAGAAUUAUGUACAAAUCAUACUACAUGCGACUUUCAAAUGAAAUGUCGUUCAUUAUAUGAAGUUUCUGUAUGGAAAACAACUGAAUGUCGGUUGUUUUUAUCAUACUUAGGUACUGUAGUUCUUCAUGAUAGGUUACCAUCAGCAAUUUACAGAAACUUCCAGUGCCUGUCCUUGUCAGUACAUUUAUUAUCACACCCUAAGUUGCACACCAUAUUCGCGAACAGUGUUCGGGUUCAUGUGAACAACUUCUUAUCAGGUUACGAAAACUGUUACGGUAGGGAUCACUUGAUCUGUAAUGUGCAUAGUUUAAAGCACAUUGCAGAGGACGUUAUAGAACAUGGCAGUUUGGAGUCGUUCUCUGCCUUCCUUUUUAAAUAAUACAUGAGGGAAAUCAGGCGUUCGGUACAUUGCGGAUUUGCUACGGCUAAACAAGCUGCACGGCGAUAUGCCGAAGAAGUUUACUUUCAAAGUGUAUUAAAUCAGUAUAUGGCUGACAAUCUGACUGAGCCUGAGAAACUCAAAGUUAUCUACUACAAGGCCAAACAAUGUAGUAAUCGCCAAUGGUCAACCAGGGUUCGUCACACAAAUAGCUGAUGGAGGCCGAAUUAGGUUUCAGGUGUUCCAUAACCAUUAUAUACUGACCCUUUUCCCUCCGGUACUAUCGGUAUAUAUAUAUCGCGUCGUUGUGAUGAUAACAUUUAUCCGAGGAAAUGAAAGUCUGUUUAACCGCAGUACUCGGUUGCAAUAAUAAAAUUACAGUAGAUGAUGAAACGCUACCGUGUGAAGCGGAGAAGCCGGAAAGAUAAGUUGUUCAACUCACUAAAUCACUUUUUUAGGGCUGUUAAACGAAAAUUUAACGACUAUCUAUGCAACUUUGAAGAACUAGAUGUUGCUGAGGUUGAAGCUGGAUUCGCCUUGGUCGACUUUCCGGUUGUCAACAUUUCGACAGGAAACUUUUCACUCAUAGCGAAGCAGUUCAUCGAAAACAGAGGUUUUCUCACCAAUGCUUCCAUGUACAUCAACGGAAGUUAAUAAACCGUUGUGCAGUGAUGAAAGUAGAACCCUGAAAAUGAUUCUGAAAGCAGUCACUGAACUGUCUAACAAGAUAAAUAAACUGAUCGCUUUCAAUGAACGCUCAUCCAUGGGUGUAAUGGACAGGCGUACCGACCAAGUAGACAAUUGAACUAUUGCUUUCCCAUUAAGAACACAUGAGGAGUUGCGUUCUUUUGAAAUUGCUUUAUAUGAGUUAAAGAUCCGUGAUCAGUUCUGGCCAGAUUGUACGAGCUCGUAUGUGAUGACCCUCGUAUAUCUGCAAAAGCCUGUCUAAGUUAUCUGUUGUCGCCGGAACUGGCGAACACGUACACUUUACACGGAACGAAAAGUAAAUCUGGUAUUAGUAAGUACAAAUUUUACCGGAUGAUUCAAAGUGUUCUGUGUUCCCGAUUCCGAAGUGCAACCUGUCCCGAAAAGAAGUAGUACACGCCAUGGAUUUUGCAGGCUAGGCUUUCUUGCAUGACGCGAGAGAUAAAGUAAAUAAGCGUGGAUGGCGAUCCAAAGAAAGGAUGGCUUCGCAAUUUUUAACAGACGUAACUGUAAGUUUUUUGUUCGCAUUAUUAACAACAUUGUUACACCGUUGGUACGUCAUUGACGUGAGUGAUAGUUCAACGUCUACGUAACGUGCUUACAUUACAAAGCAAUAGAGAAAACAUGUAUAAAUCAAUGAUUUGUAAUUUUAUAAACCGUAAUAAAAAUUUUAAUGUGUCAAGAAUCAGUCUUUUAAUUACAGCGAUAGAUCGGUUAACGUUAAGUUUCUUUGGCGCUGCGUUCUCUGCAUAAUUGACUUAAAAUAAUGGAAUAUCGCAGUAAAAACUAUAGGUACUCAUUCUCGCCUGGCUUUUCUGUAUAUCUGUAAAAAUCUGUUGAAAAGUAUUGCGUUCAAACAAGUUUGCAAAAACUGUAAUAAGAUCAUGGUGAUCUUUUGGGGAAAAGCGCAAAAAUCAGUGGAAAUUUUCGGGGAAAAACGCAAAAUUUCCUGGAAAUUGUGAAAAAUGUUGGGGUUUUAUUCAUAAAUAUAAGCCGAUUCCCCCAAAGUGUAGUAAGAUUCUGCGGAAAUUUCGGGGGAAUAAUUGUGAAAUUUCCAGAGUUUGAUACGAUCUUUAAUGAAGCGUGUAGAUUGGCAGAUUUCCAAAUGACAAUAAGUCGAAAAUAAUAGUUGUGAUUGCACCAGAAUAGAAAGAUUACUCAUGAGAAAUGAUUUUAGGAGACGUUUUAUGAUUUUAAAAUUUUUACAGCUCACUUAGUUGUGAAAACCUAGUAAUGCAUGAAAGCUGGAAAGCACUCAACCGACCCCACUUUAAACAAAGCCACUCAAGGUCUUUGAGGCAGAAUUGACCUAGGCGUAGUUUUUCAUCCGUCUCGUUGUAAUGGGAUUAAAAUCAUCAUGUAUGAUGUUAAUAGAUUUUGUUUUCUUUCUAUUGCAGGGCAAGCAAGAAUAAACGCUUUAGAAGAGGAAGAGCAAGCCCUGCACGCACUAAACUUACAGGACGACUCAUAAGACCGUUUUGUAAACUAGCUCUCUUUCUGUACAGAACCCGCGAAUUUUAAUUUUAAAAUAAACGUCUAUUGGCCUCCAUUCCUCGUUCUCUCUGUGGUGUAAAGUGUUCAAUUAACAUUGUGUGUGUUGUGGCUUUAGGUCUUCCCGUCUUCCAGUGACUGCUGAUUACACGUGUUACAUCGUAAUUUUUCACUUUUAUCGCUAAUCGUUUUGUAUUAACUUCGUCUAUUAAAUGUUAGUGCAUUUCUUGCGUUCACUAAGUUACAGACCAACAUUGGCCAGACUGUAAUUUAUAGACGAACAAAUUAGAUAUAAGAUAACAAGUCACGAACUCCGGCGCGAAGUUCAUCCAUACAUUUAUCUAAUUAGAGUUUUGGCAUCAUAGCUCAUAUAACUUCAGCGUCGCUUGAGGGUCGUUCAUAAAUUGUAGUCACACCUCAAUAUUUUCUAUUAUCAAUCGCUCUUGCAGCUUUCCUCACGCACGCUACCAUAGCACCUACAUCAAUAUACACCGCCAACUUAUUUUCGAUAUUUCACUUUAUCAAAAUGGCAGUCCCAGAACAAUAUAGUUCCAGACAGUUCGAGCGAAAGAAAAUAAAUUUCAAAGGUAUCAAACAGGUCUUAAACGCGGAAUCUCAAGUUAGCUAUUCACCAGAUGCUGUUCUUUACAAUCAUCUAAAUGCACCACCAUGCAUUUGUCCACCUAUGAAAGUUUCUGAUUUAAGUGGGAUACCAACCGCUUAUACAGAUCCAUUGACAAAACUAAAUUAUGCAACUUGUUCCGAGUUUAAAAGAAUACGUUAUUUGCCUCAGCAUAUCGUUAAUGGGUACCUGGCUUUGAGAGGAGUAUCUAAUAUUUAA
Molecule: messenger RNA, 10469 nt
Organism: Schistosoma haematobium
Lineage: Eukaryota; Metazoa; Platyhelminthes; Trematoda; Strigeidida; Schistosomatidae
Product: INO80 complex subunit C
Exons: 15
Coding region: 776-1090 (104 amino acids)
Biological process (GO): chromatin remodeling
Cellular component (GO): Ino80 complex
Source: RefSeq, a predicted model, not a curated record